AUGAAAGAUGAUAUAUGUUCAAAAUUUGAUCUUUUGAGGAAGUAUUUACCCGAUGAAUUAAAUGUAAACGCAGAAAUUGAUCUAGAAAAUAUUAGUAAUUAUAGUAAUUAUUGCCCUGGUAAAGACUGUAAUACUGAACUCGAAAAAAUUACGAUUGGAUUUUUAUGGUUACUUGGACAAUAUUUUGAUAAAUACCCCAAUAAAGGUAAUACUAUAAAUAGUACUAAACCGUUUUUUCUAUAUAUUAUUUUAUGGUUAAGUUACAAAUUAAAUCAAAAUUCAGACUCCAAACCCACCAAAAUAUACGAUUUUUAUACUAAAAAUGUAAUUGGUAAUAGUAAAUAUAGUAAAUUUAUAGAAGAUUCCAGCAGAUUUACAGACAUUAAGGGAUUCAUAGAUAAACAAAAAGAUUUUAUGAAUAUUAAUAUUGAAGAUUUGUCUAAACUUUAUGAUGCAUUUAAACUAUUAUGUAGUAUGUAUGAUAAUCGUGAAGUGAAUACAGAUGGCAACAUGCUGUUAAAUAAGGCAAAUACAUUUGUUAAAAAAUAUCAAGAACUUAAUGAAUAUUCUAAUAAUACUGAUGACAAUUCAUAUAAACAAUUAUUGUUUGCUUUAUCAACUGAUUAUGGUAAUUUAAAAAAUAAAAGUACCAAUAUUACAUCUCUUCCAGAGAUAACAGAAAAUGUUUCUGCGCUAAUAUCUGGAGAUACAUCAAGUUCGUCGAUAGGAAACAAAUUAUUUACAGUUUUAUCGAUAUUUGGUGCAAUAGCAUUUUUUUUAGGAAUUUCUUAUAAGUAUUCGUUAUUUGGAUUUCGGAAACGAGCUCAAAAACAAUAUUUAAGAGAAAAAAUAAAAAAAAUAAAGAAGAAAAUGAAUCAUUAA
Messenger RNA from Plasmodium yoelii, 882 nucleotides. RefSeq lists its product as uncharacterized. Lineage: Eukaryota; Apicomplexa; Aconoidasida; Haemosporida; Plasmodiidae. The record is from RefSeq and is a predicted model, not a curated record. The coding region runs from base 1 to 882 and encodes 293 amino acids. The transcript is spliced from 3 exons.